ACUUCAAAGGGAAACGGAGCCUCUCUAGAAAGGAUUCGCCUGCGAUACACUGAGCGUAAAGAGAUGCUUAUGGGAACCUACAAUUCCUUAUCUAUAAGGACAUCCCUGGCAGACGCUCCAUCAUGACCGAUGGCGAGGGGAGAGAACACUUUCACUACUUGGAGAGAGGUGAGCUGAGAGUACCGGUGGCAGUCUUGUACCGGGCACCCAUUCAUGGCCAGGCUGCUGAGGAUGAAGUGGGAAAGGGCAAUACAUGGGGCCCCGAUGGCACGGAGGGAUCUGAUGGCUCUGAAGCUCAGGGCUUGGCUGAUGUUGGCAGUGAUGAUCCUGCUCCAGAUGCAGGUUCGGAUGAACAGGAGCAACAGCCAUAUCCGGCACUUGCACCAGUUGUCUUUUUCUGUAUCAAACAGACCACACGGCCGCGGAGCUGGUGCCUCCGGAUGGUGUGUAACCCCUGGUUUGAGCAUGUAAGCAUGCUGGUCAUCCUGUUGAACUGUGUGACCCUGGGCCUGUUCCAGCCAUGUGAGGACGUCAAGUGCCAGUCUGAGUGGUGUACCGUCCUACAGGUAUUUGAUGACUGCAUCUUUGCCUUCUUUGCUGUGGAGAUGGUCAUCAAAAUGGUCGCUCUGGGAAUUUUUGGUUCAAAGUGUUACCUUGGAGACACUUGGAACCGCCUGGACUUCUUAAUCGUUAUGGCUGGGAUGCUGGAGUAUUCCUUGGAUGGUCACAAUGCUAGCCUCUCAGCCAUCCGGACUGUGCGUGUGCUCAGGCCUUUACGAGCCAUCAACAGAGUCCCCAGUAUGAGGAUACUGGUGACUCUGCUUUUAGAUACUCUGCCUAUGUUAGGCAAUGUCCUCCUGCUGUGCUUUUUUGUCUUCUUUAUAUUCGGCAUUGUCGGGGUGCAGCUCUGGGCUGGUCUUCUGAGGAAUAGGUGUUUUUUGGGAGAGCAAGCAAAGGAGCUGUCGAAUCUGUCUUUCAUGGAGCCAUACUACAUGCAUGGUGAUGGGGAAGACAGUCCAUUUAUCUGCUCCUCUGUAAAGGAGAAUGGCAUGCGCAGAUGCCAUGAUGUUCCCCCUUUUAAAGAGGGUGAGAGGGAAUGCACACUAAGUGCAUUCCCUGGACAGUUCUACAGAGGCCCUCAUACAGCAAGUAAGAACGGCUGUGUGAACUGGAACCAGUAUUAUAAUGUGUGUCGGGCUGGUGAAAUUAAUCCCCACCAAGGGGCUGUGAACUUUGAUAACAUUGGAUAUGCUUGGAUUGCCAUAUUCCAGGUUAUCACAUUGGAGGGAUGGGUGGACAUCAUGUAUUAUGUUAUGGAUGCCCAUUCCUUUUACAAUUUUAUAUAUUUUAUAUUGCUCAUUAUAGUGGGCUCAUUCUUCAUGAUCAACUUGUGCCUGGUUGUAAUUGCAACCCAGUUCUCUGAGACAAAGCAGCGGGAGAACCAACUAAUGCAGGAGCAGCGUGCACGUUAUCUGUCCAAUGACAGUACUCUGGCCAGCUACUCAGAGCCCGGCAGCUGCUACGAGGAGAUGCUCAAGUACAUUAGUCACCUAUACCGUAAGGUAAAGCGUCGCAUGUCACGCCUCUAUCAUGGCUGGCAGAGCAAGCGCAGGAAGAAGGUCAACCCCAACAGCAGCAGCCUGCCUGGGGGAGGUGGGGCCAAUGGGCAUGGCAGGCACAAAAGCUGUGGAAACUGGGCACGCUCUGUCCAUAACCUUAUCCAGCACCACCAGCACCACCACGGUCACCUUAGCAAUGGCAGUCCAAGCCCACAUGCCAUGACAGAGAGUGCUGAUUUUCCCGCGGGGCCCCAAUCAGUACACAGCAUCAUUCAAGGUGACUUUCUCGAGACUUCACAGAUUUGCACAGCCUCCACAGCUGGUGUGACUCAGCUGGGGAGAUUUAAUGGAGGCAUGAACUAUCCUACCAUCUUGCCAUCCUUCAUCUGCAGCUACACAGCCAGCAAUGCUACAGCCAAAGGAAGAGUUGAGGUCAACAACAGCACAGCAGAUAUGGUUGAUCCAUUCGAGAAGUUGCAGCAACUCAGCGGAGAUCACAAACACAGGCGAUUGCUGCUGCAGAUGACAGGCACAGUGCCCACUCCAUUGAUCUUUGAGGUGCUUGGGUGUCCGUACUGUUCCCGGGCUUUAGACAACAUUGACUUGGACCUUGCUGAUUCUGAGUGCUCCAGGUCCGAAGGAGAGGUGGUGCAUGAGUUUUCUCACAGGACUGAGUUCAAACUUGGAGGCUUGCAUCAUCGAAAGAGAUGGAAGGAGAGCAGCCGUCUGGUCCGGUACUGGGAGAACUUUAGGGACAGGAUGAAGCGCAUUGUGGAUAGCAAAUACUUUAACCGUGGAAUUAUGAUCGCUAUUCUCAUUAACACCUUGAGCAUGGGAAUCGAGUAUCACGAACAGCCCGAUGAACUGACAGAUAUUCUGGAAAUAAGCAAUAUUGUCUUUACCAGCAUGUUUGUUCUUGAGAUGAUCUUCAAGCUGAUGGCUUUUGGCAUCUUUGGCUACAUUAAAAACCCAUAUAAUAUCUUUGAUGGGAUCAUCGUAGUUAUAAGUGUGUGGGAGAUUAUUGGACAGGCUGAUGGAGGUCUGUCGGUGCUCAGGACCUUUCGUCUGCUGCGUGUACUUAAGCUGGUGCGCUUUCUGCCUGCUCUGCGCAGACAGCUGGUGGUCCUGAUGAAGACAAUGGAUAACGUGGCUACUUUCUGCAUGUUGCUUAUGCUCUUCAUCUUUACAUUCAGUAUUCUUGGAAUGCACCUGUUUGGUUGCAAAUUUGGCGAGGUGAUGGAAAAUGGAGACACCAUUCCAGAUCGGAAGAACUUUGACUCCUUGCUGUGGGCCAUCGUCACUGUGUUUCAGAUACUUACUCAGGAGGACUGGAACGUGGUCCUCUAUAAUGGAAUGGCUUCCACCUCUCCACUGGCUGCACUUUACUUCGUGGCGCUGAUGACCUUUGGCAACUACGUCCUCUUUAACCUUCUUGUAGCCAUUCUUGUGGAGGGCUUUCAAGCAGAGGGAGAUGCCACUAAGUCUGAUGCAGAUGAGGAGAAGAGGUCAGUCAACUUUGAAGAAGAAGAGAAAAUUAGGGAAUUACGUGCCACAGAAUUGAAGAUGUACUCUUUAAUGAUGUCUGCAAACGGACAUGUAGAUCCUCGUGGUAAUUUGCCACCACCGAUCAUCAUGCGUACAGCAGCCACACCUAUGCCUACUCCAAAAAGCUCCUUAGGAACUGAAUCAAUUUGUGGAAUGGAGGAUUUAAGGCGUGGCAGUGGCAUUUCCAUAGAUCCAAAUGCCUAUGAUCAGAGAUCACUGGCCAGUCCACGAAGAUCACCUUGUCACCCGUGCAGUUCCAGCAGUAACUGGGGAAGUCGCAGGUCAAGCUGGAACAGCCUUAGUCGCGCACCGAGCCUAAAGAGAAAAGACACAUCCAGCGAAAAGGAGUCUUUGUUGUCGGGUGAUGGCAGGGGCAGUUUUGAGGAUGAGGACGCAGAGGGAAACAUGGUAGUACAAACAGGCAGUGUUAGUGGGGGCUCUGUGCACCACCCCAGCUCUCUGGACUUUCCUGAGCUGCCCACAGUGCCCAGUCUUUGCUUAUCAGGAGACUACCAUGACUGCAAUGGCAGAGCAUUGCACUUGUCCACUGAGCUGCCAUCCGAGCUGAUCCGUGAGGACUCCACUGCAGAGGAUGAUAUUGAUGAUAGUUUCUGUUUCCGUCUGAAGAAGGUGCUGAACUUCUUUAAACCCAAGUGGUGUAAAACUCAUGAGGAGUGGUCCCUAUAUCUGUUCUCUCCACAGAACAAAUUUCGAAUUUUCUGUCAGAGGCUUAUCUCACACAAGAUGUUUGACCAUGUGGUCCUGGUCUUUAUCUUCCUUAACUGUAUUACAAUAGCUCUGGAAAGACCGAAUAUUAGCUAUUUAAGCAAGGAACGUAGGUUUCUCACUAUUUCCAAUUAUGUAUUCACUGUGAUAUUUGUUGCUGAAAUGACUGCGAAGGUGGUGGCGCUUGGCUUCUAUUCAGGAAAACAUAGCUAUCUGAGGAGCACAUGGAAUUUGUUGGAUGGAAUGCUAGUCUUUGUUUCACUCAUUGACGUCCUGGUGUUUUUAGUAUCUGCUGGUGGGAACAAGAUCUUCGGCAUUCUAAGGGUUCUGCGUCUGCUGAGGACACUGCGCCCUUUAAGAGUGAUCAGCCGCGCUCCUGGACUGAAGCUGGUGGUCGAAACAUUGAUUACAUCUCUAAGACCCAUUGGAAACAUAGUGCUGAUCUGCUGCGCGUUCUUCAUUGUUUUUGGCAUUCUAGGAGUUCAGCUCUUUAAAGGCAAGUUUUACCACUGUGAAGGCCUGGAUACUAGAAACAUCACCAACAAGUCAGACUGCCUACAAACAAACUACAAAUGGAUUAGAAGAAAGUACAACUUUGACAAUUUGGGGCAGGCUCUCAUGUCACUGUUUGUACUAUCGUGUAAGGAUGGCUGGGUGAAUAUUAUGUAUGAUGGUCUGGAUGCUGUGGGUGUCAACCAACAGCCGGUACGUAACCACAACCCUUGGAUGCUGCUCUUCUUCAUCUCCUUUUUGCUUAUCGUAAGCUUCUUCGUGCUGAACAUGUUUGUGGGUGUGGUGGUAGAGAACUUUCACAAGUGUCGGCAGGACCAGGAAGAAGAGGAGGCUCGCAUGCGGGAGGAAAAGAGACAACGGCUUUUGGAGAAAAGGCGCAGGAGUAAGGAGAAAUGCGGGUCUGAGGCACAGCAGAGACCCUACUACGCAGAUUACUCACCAGCUCGGCUCUACAUCCACACACUGUGCACCAACCACUACCUGGACCUUUUUAUAACCUUCAUCAUUUGUAUCAAUGUGGUUACCAUGUCCAUAGAGCACUACGAUCAGCCCACAUAUCUAGAUGAAGCUUUAAAGUAUUGCAACUACAUCUUUACCGUCUUCUUCGUCUUAGAGGCUCUUCUCAAACUUGUGGCUUUUGGUGUUCGAAGAUUUUUUAAAGACAGGUGGAACCAGUUAGAUCUGGCUAUUGUUUUACUAUCCAUCAUGGGCAUCAUUCUAGAGGAGAUCAAGAUGAAUGCUGCUCUUCCAAUUAACCCCACCAUCAUCCGUAUAAUGAGGGUUUUGAGAAUAGCCAGAGUGCUAAAGCUUUUGAAGUUGGCUACAGGCAUGAGAGCAUUGCUGGACACUGUGAUGCAAGCUCUACCCCAGGUGGGAAAUCUGGGCUUGCUGUUUAUGCUUCUCUUCUUCAUUUAUGCUGCGCUCGGUGUAGAGCUCUUCGGAAAACUGGAAUGCAAUGACAAAAACCCAUGUGAAGGCCUAAGUCGACAUGCCACUUUUGAGAACUUUGGAAUGGCCUUUCUGACCCUCUUCAGAGUUUCAACUGGGGACAAUUGGAAUGGCAUAAUGAAGGACACUUUGAGGGAGUGUACACCUAAAGACAGGAACUGCCUGACCUACUUACCCUUGGUCUCACCCAUUUACUUUGUAACCUUCGUGCUGAUAGCUCAGUUUGUGCUGGUGAAUGUGGUGGUUGCUGUGUUGAUGAAGCAUUUAGAGGAGAGCAAUAAGGAGGCUAAAGAAGAUGCUGAGAUGGAUGCAGAAAUUGAGAUGGAGAUGGAAAUGGCAAGAUGUCAUAGUAAUGAUUCAGCAGGAAGCUCUGAUGGACCGAAAGGCAGGGGGACUCAUGUGGGGCCUGACUCAUCUGGGCAGAAUGAAAGGAUUAAAGAAAUCCAGGAAAAUUUGCUAUCUCCACAGAAGAUGUCAGUAUCCAGGAUGCACUCUUUGCCUAACGACAGCUACAUGUUUCGUCCAGUGAGGCCCGCCAGUGCACCAUACCCACUCCAGGAACUGGAACCAACUCAAGACUACCUUGAAUUAGGCUCAGUGACAUCAAUCCACUCCCAGCCAUGUGAGGGCCAUUCCUUGCUCCAGGUCCCUGGUGUUUCUCCCCAGCCCCACAUUUGCAUGCCCAGGAUCCCUCCUCCAACACCAUCACCAGUGCACAUCACAAGCAGGACUCUGCGUAGGCAGGAAGCAAACAAGAAAAAUUCUAUUGAUGUGCAAACAUAUAACCCCAACCUGAACAAGAGUACAAAAGCUAGCUUGACCUUCCCAGUGCCGUAUAUUUCAGCCCUUAGCAGCCCUCAGGUGUCUCCUUUUCUGCACUCUCGCGGACACUUACCUAGCAUUUGCACCCUUCAACACCCUUACAGCCAGAGAGAUAUCCCUUCCCGAUCAGCCAGCCAGUCAAGCAGCAGCAGCCCCAGCGACUCCAUGUCAGAUUCUGGCGACCCUGUCGACAGGGAGGUGCAUCACAUCACCAGCUCAGCCAGGCUGUGGUCAGGAGCCCCAGCAGAGGGUCGGAGCCAGUCUUUGUCCCCCUACAUUACACCAUGGUCGUUGCCUGUAAAAAACUGCAGCAGUGCCACUAGUCUUACCAUGUACAGCAUCACACACAAGGACUACAAAAACUUUUUCAGUGUGGAUACCAGGGGUUUUUUAGACAAGCCCUCUGGGGCUGAGGACCAUCGACGGCACUCCAUUGAAAUUUGCUCUUCCAUGAACGAAGAUGCAUUUGAUCAGGCUGCUGGUGAAAAGAGACACCAUCCUACACAUGGACUGUCAUUGCACGUGUCCAGGAAAAAGAAGAUGAGUCCUCCCUGCAUCUCUGUUGAACCCCUGCUGGAGACAGAGCACUUGCCAUCUCUCUCGUCCAUGAAGAAGCUGUCUGAAAGCAUGCUACUGCGAAGAAGAACUCCGUCCUAUGAGCUGGCUCUCCAGCGUGACUCACUGGACCUCCUGGAGCAGCAGGACCCCAGCCAACCUCUUAUUAAAGUCGAGAGGCAGCACUCACACUGUGGUGAAUAUCUCUCUCUUCCACGGUACCCUUUUCACCAUUCAGACUCCAGUUCCAUGAGCAGCCUAGCAGGCAUUUUGCAUGAAAAGGACCUGUCCAUACCAUCUCCACCCUUUGACAGUGCACUUGAGGAGUCCACUGAUUUUAGCACAGUAAACAGGACUGCUCAAUGAUAACAGAUACAAACAUUUAAAUGAACCUUGUGGUGCAUGCCAGACACUGUGGCAUUUUUUAUUGUAGGGCACCAGUUACUAAUAUCAAUAGCCAAAGUUUUUCUGAUAUUAAUAUUGUGUUAGCCAGCCAAUAAUGGCAAAUUUGAUAUGAGAGAUUGAGCAAGAUGGGAUAUGCAAUUUCAGGUAUCCAUAUGGAACUCUGGUUCUUAUUAUACUCCCAGUGCUCAAUCACAUUAUUCUGAGUUCAGGACUUGUUUGUUUUUUAUUUAUUUCCUUAUUCAUACCAUCUUGUCAUUAAUAUUGCUGUUUCUGUAAAGACAACACAGAUUAAAUAAAACGAAAUACGGACA
Messenger RNA from Trichomycterus rosablanca, 7384 nucleotides. It is a transcript of the gene cacna1ha, whose product is annotated as calcium channel, voltage-dependent, T type, alpha 1H subunit a. Gene Ontology annotation, biological process: positive regulation of calcium ion-dependent exocytosis; membrane depolarization during action potential; calcium ion import. The record is from RefSeq and is a predicted model, not a curated record. Gene Ontology annotation, molecular function: low voltage-gated calcium channel activity; voltage-gated sodium channel activity. Gene Ontology annotation, cellular component: voltage-gated sodium channel complex; neuron projection; voltage-gated calcium channel complex. The transcript is spliced from 35 exons. Lineage: Eukaryota; Metazoa; Chordata; Actinopteri; Siluriformes; Trichomycteridae. The coding region runs from base 123 to 7034 and encodes 2303 amino acids.